CACAGGAGGCUACUGCCAUCUUUGCUUUUAGUGUUGUGUUGUGGACAGAUGUGGACGAAAUGUCAUCUUUUCUUAUUAUAUUGUGGUUCUUAAUUAUUGUGACAGUUGCUGCGAAAAAAACAGAGUAUCAGAUCGAUCAGUUUCCACGUUUGUUCCAUUUGGAUGAUUACGAGCGAUGUUUGUCAAGAAAAAAUGGCCUUUACUGUCUUGGAACGUUUCAACUCAGCUCUGAUGACCCAAAUUCAAUGUUUGACUCUUUAAAAGAGUAUUCAUCCAACUUAACUAAUUUCAACCAUACACUAUUGCACCGAGGCUACUGUGUCAGCUCUCGCUGCCAGUCUUUCGAAAAGAACGCAACGCUUCGCUUCGAAAGAUGUAUUCAAGAUCGCACUCAGCGUUUAUCUAUGAACGCGACUUUAAAGACUUUGAAAUACUGUCGAACAAGCACACAAGCAAAGAAGUUUGAAGAUAAUAAACUGCCGUACAUAAUAUUUGGACUCGUAGUCGGUGUUUUACUGGUCUUAAAUGUCGUUGGCACUGUGGUUACUGAAUUUGUAGGAAAUAAAAAGAACAGUAUUCUGGGUUGUUGGUCAGUAAAAGAGAAUUGGUGUCGUCUCGUUCGUACAUACGACGACAGUGACCCAGUUAGAGACGCGCUGUCUCCUAUACAAGGAGCCAGGGUACUCUUGCUGGUUCUCGUGAUAAUAGGUCAUGUAAUUGAAAUUAACUACAAAACGUAUAUUAAUAACACUAUUUUCUUCGAAACCGCUCAAAAAAAUCCGAUGUCAAUAUUUUUCAAGAACGGUUCCUCAAUAGUUCAGGCAUUUGUGGUGAUCUCAAACUUUCUUUUUGCCUACAUGCUGCUAGCAUACUCUCAGAAGAAGAAAGUCAGCAUCUCUAUGUUACCAUUGUCGAUUUUGUAUAGAAUUGUAAGAAUAUCUCCAGUAUACCUCCUGAUGUUAGGCUUCAAGGCUAGCUGGUGGCGGCUGGCUGGCGACGGCCCGCUGUGGUCAGACUUGGUCAUACCAGAGAGUGACGUCUGCAGGAAGAAGUUCUGGUUGCACGCCUUCUUUGUGCACAAUCUGAUCGAACCUGAAAAGUACUGUAUGCUGCAGUCUUGGUUUUUAGCGGUGGAUGUACAACUACAUAUAAUAGCUUGCUUCUUGACUCUCAUCUUAAUUAACAAUCGUCGACGAGCUAUCUACGUCAUUGGUUCGUUGUUUGUCGCCUCCUGCUUCCUUAACUCUGGCUUAGCUUACAUCUAUGAUUGGAAAUCUCUGAUGUACUUAUUGUCCCCUGAGAUGAUGCGCAAUACAUUUGAGGGCGUGUCCUCAUUUUGGUAUUUCUACACUACACCUUGGGGUAGUCUACCCGCUUGCCUGCUCGGUCUGUUUGUAGCACAUCUACAUUUAUACGCUAAGGAACAAGGAUAUCAUAUCACAAAUACUAAGUGGCUAGUACAUCUCUAUCACAUAGCAGUUCCGAUUUGUCUCGCUUGGGUACUCAGUGGCCAUAUUAUAUCGUCUUGGACCACUCGUCUUUCCAUGGCCACGUACAUUGGCAUCGAGAGACCCAUGUUCUCAGCGAUAUCAGCUCUUCUCCUAUACGGUUCUACUGAUAAAGUUGACAAUUGGUUCAGACGUUGGAUGGCGUGGAGCGGCUGGCAGGUGCCUGCGAGGCUAUCGUUAUGUGUGUUGGUAUUGCACCGCGCCAUCAACACACAGCUGGUUGCUGUCCAAACCGCUGCUGUUACCACAUCUGUGUUUGCCAUUGCAAUAUAUGUUAUUCAAACGACAUUAACUUCUUAUCUACUGGCGAUACCAAUGAUGGUGCUUGUCGAAAUGCCGAUACAACGUACAUUCGUUGCUUAUAUCACACGAGGGAAGCACGAUGAAUAGCACUUCAAUGGAACAUGAUACCUUAAGAAGUACGGUGUACAUAAAAAGUUUAAGCAUUGAAAUUCAGCCAGAUAUACCAAGGUUGUAGACAAAGAAUUUUUAUCGCUUUCGCAAUAAAAUGUAACAAAGGGUCUAUUUGCUAAAGAGAUAUUAGCGAUUUUUUUCGUAAAGUCAUCGAUAUUUCAACAGUGGUAGAGCCCGCUUUAACAUUUUCGCACGAAUCGGCCCGGCUCGCCCGGUGAAAUACCACGACC
Messenger RNA from Papilio xuthus (Asian swallowtail), 2152 nucleotides. RefSeq lists its product as uncharacterized. The record is from RefSeq and is a predicted model, not a curated record. NCBI's taxonomy places the organism in Eukaryota, Metazoa, Arthropoda, Insecta, Lepidoptera, Papilionidae. The transcript has 12 exons. The coding region runs from base 60 to 1898 and encodes 612 amino acids.